Aphidius gifuensis is the source of this 9110-nucleotide messenger RNA. RefSeq names its product tyrosine-protein phosphatase 99A (gene Ptp99A). Gene Ontology annotation, biological process: protein dephosphorylation. Bases 2067 to 6164 code for a protein of 1365 amino acids. The transcript has 11 exons. Lineage: Eukaryota; Metazoa; Arthropoda; Insecta; Hymenoptera; Braconidae. The record is from RefSeq and is a predicted model, not a curated record. Gene Ontology annotation, molecular function: protein tyrosine phosphatase activity; protein binding.
UCGAUGGCGUACCAGUAUGAAUUGUGAUUCGGUCAUGAUCACACUCUCAACGUAUUAUCAAUUAAAAUUCUAUCAUGCGUUAAUAAUUCGAAAAAAAAAUAACCAACCAAUUGAAUUAAAUCAUCAAAAUAAUAAUAGUAGACUGUUAUUCGAAGGAUAUAAUUAUUUAAAGGUAAUAAUUGCAUUGUUGCCACAUUGAAAUUAUGAAAUGAUAUUUCAAUUUACGAAAAAAUUCAUGUAUUCAAAUGUGUAUGAUUCAAUGUCACUGUGUUUAUUGUGAGUGUCGAGAAUAUAUACAAUAUAAUUAUCACACUGGUUGUCCUCGGUGAAUGUGUUUAAACAGAAAAAACGCAGAGAACCAUCGAACGACUUUUUUGGUUUUUUUAAAAAAGUUUAUUUGGUGUGGGAUAUUAUUUUAAACCGGUCAAACGACUGAUGAUUCUUACACUCUGUGUCUGUAUUUCGUGUGACGUUAUUAACCCACUCAUAAGUAUACAUUUCAACGACAAUUUUAUUCUUAAAAAAUCAUUUUAAUUUGUUUUUAAUUAUUUUCUAAUAACUGGAAAUUAUGCUUACAGUGAUAAUAAAUUAACACGUGUUUUUUAAAUUGAAUUUUAUUUGAAAAAAUUAAGUAUAAAGUCAAAACUUGAGUAUUAAAAUUUUUCAAAACAAUAUUAUAAUUAUUAAUGACAAUGAUUUUAUUUUGUCAAUGUAAUAAUGAAACUUUUGUCACAGUAUAAGUAAAGUGUAUAUAUAAGUAAAUUGUCUGUUCACGUAGAUACUGUUACAACUUUAUUUAAACACAGUGCAGUGAUCAGUAAACUUAAGCUUAGUGUAUGGCAUAAGUCGAAUCUUCAACUUAUACAUAAACUGAGGUCACGUCGUUUUCAAACUUUAUACUAUAUUAUGUAUUAAAUUGAAUUGUCGAAACUCAAGACCACACUUUAAAGUCCAAAUGGUAUAUGUAUUUUGUUAAAUACAACUACAGUGCAAUGUUGAAAAUACGUGAUGUCACACCACAAAAUGGAUAAUUAUUGUCAACAAGUACUUUAUCUGUUGACAAAAAAUCAUUACUAUUAUUAUUAUUAUACUUGUAAAUUACAUUACAAAUAUAUUUAAUGAAAAUUAUACAUAUAUUUAUAUUACAAAAUUUAAUUGUAAAAUAUAUUGCACUAUAAUUUAAUUGUUACUCAAUUUAAAAACAAACAAAAAAAGGUAAAUAAAUAAUUGUUUCAAAAAAAUACAUACAGUAUAUAUAAACAAAUAAAGUUAAAUUUAAAAGUGCGUGUGUCUGUGUGUGUGUGUGUGUGUGUAUAUGUAAGUGUAAUUGUUUUUAUAUUUUUUUUUGUUUGGUGUGUAUUAUAUAUUUUUUUUUUUUUUGUGAAUUACAUGCAUAUGUUCAUAUGUAAAUAAUCAAUUGAAAACGGAAAUACUUGACUUGUACACAUAUAGUUUACUUUGUAUGUACGUAUUUGAACGUAACUCAAUUGAAAUUUUCGUAUUGUUUUGUGUUGUCAUUGAUUAUUUUGAUGACAUUGACAAAUGUAUUUAACGAAAAUGUGAAUUAUUGACAGACAUAUGUUUUAAUAUUGAUGAAAUUUAAUUGAAACAAUUGGAUAAACCCUUUUUCAAAUAAAAAAACAUUUCAUAAAUAUUAUAAUAUAUAAUAUUUAUCCAAUUAAAUUAAAUCAUAAAGUUUUAUUUACUAAUAAAAUAAUUCAAUUAUUAUUAUUACUUUUUUUUUGUGAUUUAUUAUUGUGAUAUUAUAUAUAAAAUUUUAAUGAAUUUUAAUUGUUAAUUUAAUGAUUUUUAAUAAGAGUAUAAAGUUUUUACUAAUUAUAUGAUAAUAUAAUUUUAAACAAUGCAACCACAAAGUUUGAUAAUACAAAAGUUUAAGUUAAAACUUUGAUCAUAGUGAUGCGUAGUUUUAAAUACAACCCGUUGAAUAUUACCUCCAAACGAAGGUACAUCCCAUUUAUCAAAUCAGCAAUAAUCGAUUUUGAUUGUGGUGGCUAUUGUGGCUCUACUGGUGCUUGGCUUGAAAGUCGAGUAAAACUUUUGCCAACAUGAUUGUGAAUCGCCAAGAUUGGAUUAUUCAUGCUUAUCUUAUAUGGUUUCUGAUUAAGAUUGCAUCAACUGGUCGUGUAUUUGAUGUACCGGAUUCAGUGGUAACACAUGUACUUGCUGAUGCUGGUCAAAAUGUAACACUUGAAUGUCCAGGUGUAACAGAACGCUCAGUUGUAUCAAGAUUAGUAUGGCGUGCAAAUGAUAUUAGAAUUGUUGAAUAUGGUAGUCAAAGUACAACAUAUUUUGGUCAUCAUAAUAGAAUAUUUUUAGUUGAAAAAAAUUUUACAUUAUUCUUUUGUCCUGUUACAUCUGAGGAUAGUGGUGAAUAUCAGUGUAUUGUUAAUAAUCGUAAUAUUCCUGAAGCAAUUGUUAAUCUCACUGUUCAAGAUGUGCCAGAUCCACCGGGACGUCCAAUCGCUACUAAUUUUACAUCCAGGUCCGUGACGAUAUCGUGGGCACCAAGUGACAAUUCCCACAACAAUCCAAUUUCACACUACGUUAUCAAUGUCAGGGUUGGUGAAAAUGGACCAUGGAAUGAAAAUGAAGAAAUUAUAACAUCAAGUAAUGAUACAAAAUAUUAUAUGGAAAAUUUACUUCCAUUUAUGUCAUAUAGUUUUCGCGUAACUGCUGUGAAUUCACGAGGACGUAGUUCACCAAGUGUACCAUCUCACUAUAUAACAACACUUCGAGAAGUGCCAGUUGGAAAACCAACUAUUAUGAGUGCACAGAAUAUAUCAGCAACAGCAAUACUUUUGACAUGGAAACCACCACCACCAGAUACUAUGAAUGGUGAAUUUUUAGGAUAUCGUAUAUCUUACAGACCAUUUGAUAAAAAUAACGAAUACAUCAAAGAACUAUAUUUACGAAAUCGUAAAAUUGAGCGACACGCCAUACAAAAUUUAGAAACAUACACAAUGUAUAUAGUGUGGCUUCAAGUUUUUAAUCCAGAAGGUAGUGGACCAAACGUCUCGACAACUGUUAUGACUGAUGAAGGAGUUCCAAGUAAACCACUGAGAUUAAAAGCCUACAGUAUCAAUUCAUCAUCCAUGGAAUUAUCAUGGCGUGAGCCUGAAAAUAAAAAUGGAUUAAUACAUGGCUAUCGUAUUUACUAUAUGCAUUCCAAUUUUACUGAGGUAAAUUCAUUAAAAACAAAUAAUGAAUCUACUGAAACUACUGAAACUAUUGAAUUUCUAUUAAAUAAUUUAAAACCAUCAACAGAAUACAAAAUAUGGGUAAAAGCAUUUACAUGGAAAAAUGAGGGUGAACCAUCUGAUCAUAUAAUACAAAAGACUGAUGUUGCUGGUCCAAGUGCACCUGAAAUAUUAAAUUUAACUUGUCAAACACAUGAUUCAAUUUAUUUAUACUGGGGACGUCCUGAUACAUAUUCAACUUCAAUUGAUUAUUAUCAUAUUAUGUAUCGAAAUGAUGUUAUUAAUAAAUUUCAUGAAAUCGAAAUACCAACUGAUGAAAAAUAUUUAAACACUGGAACAACUAUUCCAAAUUUAACGAUGAACACAAUGUAUGAAGUUAUGGUUUGUGCAGGAACAAAUAGUACAAUAAAUCCACAUUUAAUAAUACGUGGUAAUUGUAGUCUACCAAAAACAAUAUUAGUUGCUAGAAAUUGUGAUAAAACAGAAUCAUUAAAAAUGCAUAAUCCUGAUGAUUUGAGUGCUGGUGUUGUUGCUGGUAUGAUUUGUGCUACUGCUGCUCUUAUUAUGGCAAUUGCUGCUCUUAUACUUUGGAGGCGCAUUUUUAGAAAAUGCUUUCAGACAACAUAUUGUUUUUUGGAUUAUCCACCAAGAAAUGUAACAGCACAACAAGAUUGGGAAAAUAGUAAACAAGAUGGUGAAAGAACAGCAGUAUUAGUAAAAAAUUUUGUUCAACAUGUUGCUGCACUUCAUGCUGAUGGUGAUAUUGGUUUUAGUAAAGAAUUUGAAUUAUUUCCAAAAGAAACAGAAUUAUAUCUUGCUGAUAAUUCAAAAUCUGUUGAAAAUCAAACGAAAAAUCGUUAUGGAAAUAUAAUUGCUUAUGAUCAUUCUCGUGUACGACUACUGCCUUGCAAUGGUAGUCCUCCAAAUAAAGGUCAAGAUUAUAUUAAUGCCAAUUACAUUGAUGGCUGGCAACGUUCCCGAGCAUAUAUUGGUACUCAAGGACCAUUACAAUGGACAAUUGAUAGUUUUUGGCGUAUGGUAUGGGAACAACGUGUAUCAAUUAUUGUAAUGAUUACAAAUCUUGUUGAACGUGGUCGUCCAAAAUGUGAUAUGUAUUGGCCAAAAGAAGGAACAGAAACAUAUGGUAAUAUUCAAGUAGCACUAAUUAAAGAAGAUGUUAUGGCAACAUAUACAAUUAGAACAUUACAUAUACGUCAUUUAAAAAUUAAGAAAAAAAAAAAUGGUACAAAUAUUGGUGAACGUACUGUUUAUCAAUAUCAUUAUACUGGAUGGCCUGAUCAUGGUGUACCAGAUCAUCCAUUACCAGUAUUAAGUUUCAUUCGUAAAUCAUCAAAUGCAAAUCCACCAUCAGCUGGACCAAUUAUUGUACAUUGCAGUGCUGGAGUUGGUCGUACUGGAGCAUAUAUUGUUAUUGAUACAAUGUUAAAACAAGCUAAAAGUAAAGGUGAAAUAAAUAUAUAUGGAUUUUUAAAAUAUAUACGUACACAAAGAUAUUCAUUGGUACAAACUGAGGAACAAUAUAUAUUUAUUCAUGAUGCAUUACAAGAAGCAAUUGAAAGUGGUGAAACAAAUAUAUCAGAAGAUAAUUUAUUAAAAUAUAUACAAGAUAUGUUAUCACCAACAAAUAAUAAUACUGAUCCAUGGAAUAAUAUUGAUUUACAAUAUAAAUUAGUAACAUCAUGGAAACCAAAAGAUUUUAAUUUAGUAUCAGCAACAAAACCAUGUAAUAUUAAUAAAAAUCGUAAUGUUGAAAUAGUACCAAUUGAAAAUUCACGUGUACAUUUAACACCAAAAGCUGGUAUUGAUGGUAGUGAUUAUAUAAAUGCAACAUGGUUACCUGGUUUUCAAAGAAAUCGUGAAUUUAUAAUAACACAACAUCCAUUAAAUACAACAAUUAAUGAAUUUUGGCAAAUGCUUUGGGAUCAUAAUGCUAAAACAAUUGUCAUGUUAACUGAAUGUAAUAAUGAUUAUCCAGAAUUUUGGCCAAAUGAUAUUAGCACAGAAAUUAAAAAUGAUAAUUUUCGUGUUACAUUUUGUAGUAUUAAAAAAACAACAAAUGGUGUUAUAAUACGUGAAUUUAUAAUAAGAUCAUUACAAGAUGAUUAUGAAAUGUCAAUUAAAAUUGUACAGGGUGCUAUUAAUCAAAAUGGUUUAUGGCCACACAAUGAUAAUCCAAAAACAUUAGUUAAUAUUAUACAAGAUUAUCAUCGUGAAUAUCAAAAUGGACCUAUUAUUGUUAUGGAUAAAUAUGGUGGCAUUGAAGCAUCAUUAUUUAUAUUAUUAACAACGUUAAUUAAACAAAUUGAAUUUGAAAAACAUGCUGAUAUAUAUAUGUAUUCAAAAUUAUUAUACAUGAAAAGACCAGGUAUAUUAAGAUCAAAAGACGACUAUACAACAAUAUAUCGUUGUCUUGAAUCAUUUUUAACAACAAAAUUACGUGUUGAACCAGAUUUAUAUCUUAUGACAAAUGGUAAUGCUAAUUGUACAAAUGACAAUGAUAAUAAUGAUGCUGAUGCUGAUAAUUAUAUUGCAAAUGAUAAUAAUAUAACAACAACAACAAUACCAAUUAAUUAUCAAUUAAAAAUGACUAAUAAUUGUGAUUACACAAAUGAUGAUGUACCACAUGAAUAUGCAACUGAUUAUGCAAGUCCAAAUCCAAAUCAUAAUAAUCAUAUUAUUGAACGUGGAUGUGCAACAACAAUAGCAACAGCAGCACCACCACCACCACCAACAACAACAAUUGGUGGUUGUGCUGAAUUUGGUGAUCAUCAUAUUAUUGUUGAUGCUUCUGGUUUACCAAUACGUAAUGCAAAUUUUAUAAAUCAUUCUGUUGUACCAGUUGACACAAAUGGUUAUAUUACUAAUGGAAAUAUGAGAAUACCACCAGAGGGUAUGGAAGCAACAUGUGCUAUGAUGCCACAAUGAUGGAGGCAUUCAACGUCCAACGCUCAACAGUAUCAUACACUGUCUGAAACGUUGUUCGAACAACAACCACAUAAUUUAAAUAUUAAUAAUCAAACAUCUACAAUUUCACAUUCCAAUAAUCAACAGUCAACUGAUCUUGCACAUUUAGCAUAUAGUUGGCAUGGUUAUUACACUACAAUGCGUGUUACACAUAAAAAAAAUUCAAAUGUUGCUAUAUCAAGAUUUGACUUUGGUGAAUGUAUUUAAUUAUUAUUAUUUUUUAUUUAUUUUCAUUCAAUUGAUAAACAUCAAAUAGAUCAAAAUAAUAGUUAAUUAUUGUAAGGUAGAUAUUGAAAAUUUUAUAAAAUCAAAGUUUAUAAGUACGAGUGUAUAAAAAAAAAAAUAAUUGACAUUUAUAAAAUAUUUAAUAGUACUUUUGAAUGUGAAUCAUUGAAAGAAAAAUAAAAAUAAAAAAAAAAUGAUGAUGUGCAUUGAGCACUGUCCAUUCAACUAGUCCACUCUGAAGAAAAAAAUAAUAAUCAUAAUAAUAUGAAGAUUAAACAAUGAAAAUUGUUUAUAAUGUUUUAAUAAUAAUUUGUUUUACUUGUAAAUAAUUUACGGACCAUCCGAUAAAGCCUAGUUGCCAAAGAAUUAGGUAAUAAUGAAAAUUUUUUAAUAAUAAAUAUCAUUUUUAAUUAAUUUGUUUUUUUUUUUUUUUUUCAUUUGGUUAUUAAAACAAGGCUGUAAAUAGAUAUGAGCUAUGAAAAAAUAAUUAUUUCCAUUUUUAAUGUAUUUUUUUUUUCAUAUAUUAUUAUUUUAAUUAAUAAAAAAAAUUUAAUUCAGUUUUUUUAAAUACAAAAAUUGUUAUUAUACAUUUUUUUUAAAUGAAUUGCCUACUGAAAUUGAUUAUUUUUCUAAAAUUUGACUGAUUUACUAUAAAUUUUUUAAAUAUCUCAUAACUUCUUUUUUUUUUUUAAAUUAAAAUUCAAUCUUCGAAUCAUGGCCUAAUUUUUUAUAAACUUAUUAGAAUUUUAACUUUUUUAAAUACGAAAAAAAUUCAAUUGUUGAAAGUCUUCCUUAUGAUAUUCAAUUUUUUUAAAAUGAUAUUAAAAUUUUUUUUUUAGUUCAAUAAUUUGUAAAAUCAUUUUGAUCUCCUCUGUUAAUAAUAGCCGAAAAAAAAAAUACACAAGGCAUUUUUUUAAAAGACUGAAACGAUAUUAUUUCUAUUUAUAAAAUUGUCAAUAAAAAUAACAAUUGAUCAUUAAGUUACAAUUAUAAAUGAUAAAAUGAAAAAGAUAUUAUUUGUUGAGAAACUGGAUGCAAAAAAAAAAAAAAUUCAUACGUGAUAUUUAUAAAAACAAAAAAAAUAAAUAGAUAAACAACAUAGAGAAAGAAAGGUUUCCAAAUAGAAAUAAAUAAAAUAAUUGUUUUAGUAAAAUUCUAUGAGUGUCAAAUUAACGAGGCAAUGAAAAAAAGAAAAUCUAUAUAAAAUGCCUUGUAAAAUUUGAUGAUAAAAAAAAAUAAAAUUUGUUGUGCAUGAUUUAAAACUAACAACCUUGAUUGUUCCUGUUAAAUGUACUAAUUAUCGUUGAUUAAUUAGAAAAUAUAAUAUGAAAAUUAAAAAGAAAAAAUUGUAAUAAUCCAUAAAUCUUAUAAAUCAGAUGAUUGUAUGAUAUUUAAAUUAAAUAAAUAUAUUUAAGAAGAAAAUUGAUAAAAUAUUAACUCUAUGAAAAGUAUACAUCGAUCAAAUAGUAAAAAUAAAAAUACGUAUACUGAAAUAAAAAAAUUUUUGAAUUACUAACUGUAAAAUUGCACAUGAAAAAAAAAAGUUAUAUUGUUUAAUUGAAUAAUACUCAAUUAUAGAACAAUCUUAUGUGAUCACGAUUAAAAAAUAAAAUUAAUAAGCAAUUAUAAUUUGCGAUAACCAAGUGGCAUGUAGUAAAAUUAAUAAUUUUCAAUUGCUGUGUGUUUUAGAUUCAUGUUUAAAUGUGUAAGUAAUUAACAGUUAUGAUUUUAACAUAUGUAUAUAAUUAUUAAAUGAAAUGAAAACAAAAUAAAACAAGAAAAAAUAUGUGAAUAGAAAUAUUAAAAUUUAAAAAAAAUACAUUAGAUUCUAGUCAUCAUACUGUUUGUGGAAUGACAGAAAAGUUUAAACAGAUCAACUGAUAAAUAUUUCAUGAAAUAAUGAAUGAAAUAAUUUUAAAAAAUGUAAAAAUAAAUUAAAACAUACAUUUUAAUAAAUUUAUAAAAUUCAAAUUUCAAUUAUGUAUGUCAAAUGAACGUUGUCACUGUGUAAAUUCAAUUUUAUCAAACGAUUUAUUAUCAGUUAAAUUUUACUAUGAAUGUUACUAAAAAAUCAGUGGAAUUUAUUCACAGCAAUUUUGGUUAUUUUUUUUUAUUUUUUUUAUAUUAUUAUUGAAAAAUUAUACUAAACGUGCCAGAAUAAUCACAUAAAUAUUUAAUAAUUAAAUCAAAUUUGUCGUUACAACAAACUCACAAACUAUAAUAUUAAUUUUUUAUUUAUUUAUUUAUUUAUAUUUUAAUUAUUUAUACAACUAUUUGAAGCUGGCAAUGCUCAAUAUUUAAAACAAUUUAUAGUUGAUAUAUUGUUCCAAUUAAAUCACGAAUUUAGUAUUUCCUACACGAAUUUUCGUACAACAAAAAAUAUUACAGACCAAUUAAAAUAAUAAGCUAGUAUAAAAAAUUUUUUGAAAAAAUAAUAUAUAUAAGCAAUCAUCAUAAUUAUUAUUAUUUUUUUUUUUAAAUCACACAACUACAUAUACUAAUUACGUGCCAUUUAUUGUGGCUCUCCUGACAAUUGAAUACUAUUCACAACAAAAAAACUUUUGUCAGAAAAAAAAUAUAAAAAAACAAAAAUCCAAAACAUACAUUAUUAAAUUUAAUAUCAUUUUCUAUAUAGGCAUAUCAGUCAUCGAUUUUAUUAUUUAAUCAUGUUGAAGAAAAAAA